Molecule: messenger RNA, 2085 nt
Organism: Ectocarpus sp. CCAP 1310/34
Lineage: Eukaryota; Phaeophyceae; Ectocarpales; Ectocarpaceae
Source: the annotation of a GenBank genome assembly
AUGGCGGAAUCAUCGAGCUCCGGGCUCCACCGCAUGCUGCACUCCAUUGGGAAAUGCGCGGGACAUUCGGGUUUUCGCGAGUGGACGAUAAAGCUUCGACAAGCAAUCAUCCUCCACGCGCCGGAGCUUCUCCCCGUCCUCGACGGAAACGCGCGUCCUUCGGCGACCGCGGCGAACGCGGAGGAUGUGGUCGCGUGGGACAAGGCCAACGGUCGCCUGUUCUCCCACCUCUUCUUUGUGACCUCCGGGUCUGCGCAGCUCACUGUCCGCACUCACGAAGGGGCGGCGGAUAGUGACAUGGGGGAUGGGACGGCGGCCUGGACAGCAUUCAACGAGCGUUUCGAUGCUCAAACCCAGGAAGCUCGGCGUGCGUGUCACAACGAGCUAUUCAACCUGGACACCUUGCGGGCGGAAGUGUCGGACCCAGUCUACCUAGACAUCAUGCUCUCAGGCCUGAGCAAGGCCCCGGAGUUCAAUCUCCAGGCGACGGCUAACCGCUUUUUUGUGGAUCAGCAGUCGCGCAACGCGUCGGGCCCCGUGGUCUCGGGCCGGGGGGCUGCGAUGGCGGUCGCUUUCGACACCGACCAGUGCCGCCGAUGCAAGACGUACGGACACUUCCAGCGCGAUUGUCCCCAACAGAUCCAAAAGAGCCGUCCUAGGCAGGGCAAGAAGAAGGGAGCCAACAAGCGAGGAAGUGGUGGGAGUGCACAGCCAAAGUGGUGCUCCUACCACAACACCAAGGCACACAGCGAUGCUGAGUGCGAGGAGCAAAAGGAGAUCAGGGAAAACAAGCAAAAGGAGCUUGAAGGGUUGGCGGCGAACCUGGCGCUCCUGCAGUCAGCUGGCCAUGCCAACUUUGUGNCCAACAAGCGAGGAAGUGGUGGGAGUGCACAGCCAAAGUGGUGCUCCUACCACAACACCAAGGCACACAGCGAUGCUGAGUGCGAGGAGCAAAAGGAGAUCAGGGAAAACAAGCAAAAGGAGCUUGAAGGGUUGGCGGCGAACCUGGCGCUCCUGCAGUCAGCUGGCCAUGCCAACUUUGUGCAACUCUCCAAUAUCGGGAGUGCUCACCUGGCGCAAUCGUCUCCGGCGGUGGCGCAACAGGCUCCGUCAGAGCCGACUUCAUUCGGGUUCUCCUUCAACGCCCUCGGAACUUCCUUGGCGGAGGCAACCUCGUCGUCUGCCUUUUCCCAGCCACCUCUGGCGGCGUCUGCCGCCACACAGGCGGCACCUGCAUCUGCCUCAUCAACGCCGAGUGCGCAGGAACGCCGACUGCCUUCAGGGUUCUUCGGUGCGUUCAUGGCGACUCAUGCAGACUUGUCGCUUGCUCCUUUUCGCUCCGACGGAUCGUCCAUCCGAAUGGUUAUAGACAGUGUAGCGGCAGAUAGCUACCUCAACCCUGAGCUUGCACCAGGAUUGCGGGCUCACAUGCGCGACGUCGAACACCUUCGGGUCCCACACACGAUCGUCGCCGCGGGCCACCAUGUCCUCAAAGGGGCUGCGACGGGGACUAUCUUCGGCGCCGUCACGGACGACAAUGGGAACGACCAGCUCGUCUCAUUUCGCGUCAUCUUGGUACCAGGGCUUGGCACCAACCUCUUCUCCGUGACAUUGGCGAUGCUAAACNCGCGACGUCGAACACCUUCGGGGGCUGCGACGGGGACUAUCUUCGGCGCCGUCACGGACGACAAUGGGAACGACCAGCUCGUCUCAUUUCGCGUCAUCUUGGUACCAGGGCUUGGCACCAACCUCUUCUCCGUGACAUUGGCGAUGCUAAACGGGGUGGCGACGUUGUUUCAUCCGGACAAUCCCAGGUUGGAGUCGGGGGACGUGGUUAUCCCGACGCAAACCCUCGGGGUGAACGCCAAGACCGGAAAACGCAUCUACUCCAUCGAGGUGAAGCUAGGGGGUGAACCUGGGGGGCCGACGGUCCUUGAAGGCGCGCCUGAUGCCCUCGCCUUGAAGGUGGAGUCCGCUGAUCUCUUGGCACUGGCGCGUGGGGCACAUCAAAUUCAGGAGCUUGGACGUUCUAAGGAAAGAGCCGGUCAACGGCGUCGACUACACCGGAGACGUGAAGGACUGUAG